AUGGCUGAGAGCUUGAAAAUCACUAUCACUAAUAACCUCAAAAAUGCUUUAGUCGAACGAUAUGAAGUGGCCAGCAAAGGACUAACUCCCCCCGCCCUCCGUGAGUGAAUAAAGCCAUUAGAAAAAUCGCUAUUUUUUGCCCAAAAAACCCACCCUCCGUGAGUGAACAAAAAUUUUUUUAAUAGAAAAACAUUUUGAUAUAUAAAUGAUAAUUAGUAUAAUGAAAUCUAGAGCUAAUUCUGUUUAAUUUUAAAUGAAUUGCUUUUUAAAACAUAAAUUUUAUAAAUUAAAUUAAUAUUUGAUUUCAAAUUUUUGCGAAUUAGAUUUUUUUAAAUUUCGAAAAAACAUAUUUUUUAUAAAAUUAUUUUAAACAAAAAAAUUAACACCCCUCCGUGAGUGAACUAAUUUUUUUUAUUCACUUACGGAGGGGGGGAAUAAGAGGCUCACGAAGAGAUGAAAAAGAUGGGAUUUUAAAAAUCGGACGAGGAAUUUCCGAUGAGUGGGGCAAUGCAAUUAAUGACAUUUGCUUGAGCUCAGAUGAUAGUGCUAUUAGUAGAAAACACUGUGAGCUUGAGUACCAGUUUGGAUUUAAAGGAACUAUUCCUUUAAAUUUCUUUAACUUCUUGCUUGCAAGGCUCCCCAAAAAUGAGUCUAGAUCAGUCUGAUAUAAUUUGCCUAUAGAAAUUUAUUAUAUUUUAAGUAUUAUUUAAUUAAAUUUUUUAAAAAAAAAUAAAAGCACCAUUUAUUAUAAAAAGCAUGUAUAUUGAUAUUUGAAUUUUUUAAAGAGCCAACUGGCUUUUAUGCUAAAGAUUUAGGAAGCAAAUUUGGAACAUUUAUUAGAAUCGGUGACGAAGGCGUUGUUUUAAAGUCUAAUUAUGGUUUCAGAAUUGGCGAAUCUGCAGAAUUCUCUAUACUUGAAUGCCAAUAUACUCAUAUAGAUUAUACAGAUCGCUUUUUCCGAGGAAUCAGUCGAGGCGAAAAAGUUUUGAUUCAUCAAGACUACGUGCAAUAUGUUGAUAUGGAUAGAAGCGAUUACCCAGCUGAUGAAAAACCUGGAUUUCCCUAUUUAGAUAUAAGAAUUAAAGAUGACUCGACAACUAAAGAAAGGUGAUUUAAAGUUAUAGCAACUGAAAAGAAAUCAGUAUUUACUAUUGGGAGAAGCGAAGAAGCUGAUAUGCCGAUAGAUCAGAGCAGCAAAAUGGUAUCAAGGAUCCAAUGUGUGCUGAUAUAUAGCCUUAAAGACCAAGAAUGAAGGCUCACUGAUGGGGAUGGGGCAAAUAAAAGCUCUAAUGGGACUUGGCUGAAUCUUCAAUAUUACCAAGAGCAGAACCCAUUAGGGACUCUGAAGCCGAAAUCAAUGAAAUUAGCACUCCCAAAUAAGUGCGAAAUGAGGAUAUCACAGCAGUUUUUAACGUUUGAGUUGACGAAGAAUAAUCAUGAUGCCAAAAAAGAGAUAACCUUGAAAAAGAGGGUAUAA
This is a messenger RNA of Blepharisma stoltei, 1477 nucleotides long. The record is from the annotation of a GenBank genome assembly. Lineage: Eukaryota; Ciliophora; Heterotrichea; Heterotrichida; Blepharismidae.